AUGCUGGCUUUCCUCGUUGCCAACGUGAAAAACUCCUUAGUCAUUCUACGACACCGAAAGGACUCUUUUUCGUCAGUGGCAGGCUUGUUCACAAGCCAAUCGAAGGCAUCCUCUAAUCCUGUCUAUGUGCCCGUCAAUGAAGAGGCCGAGGAAAUAUUAGAAAAUUAUUAUGUUCCGGGAAGAUAUCAGCACUUUCUCAGAAAGAAUAGAAGGACUUUGAAAAAGGAAGCGCGACAAGAAAGUUAUUUCGGAAGAGAGCCCGUCCAAAGAAAGUCUGCACGGGAAGCUCGCGCGUCGAAUUCUGCAAAUACUGAAGAGAAGACGGUCAACAUUAAUGGCGAAGAAAUUUCGACAUUUACAAUGAUUCAGAACUCUUCCCAACGAAAUCUUUCUCAACGUUUAAACCGUGCGAUUAUUAAAUGCAACGAUCGCGUGCCUCACGCGUUUUUAAGUUCAACAUUCAUGCGGAUUGUCAAUAUUACGAUAUCACCAAAUUUAAGAGUUGCUCGGAUUUGGUGGAAACCCGAAGGGCAGAAAGGUAUCAGCAAGGAUGCUAUAGAGAGUUGCCUUCGCAAAAAUCUCGAGGAAUACUGUAGCAUGCUUCAACGUUCUAUGUAUGUUAGAAAGUCGCCGAAAAUCAUUUUUGUUCGAGAGGAUUUAAAAUUGCAAGGCAUCAAUGAAAUUUUGGACCAGAUCGAAGAUAAUUUUAAGAAACGAGAAGAGGUGAAACUUGAACAAAAACCACCGGAAAAUUUGAAAGAUUAUCUAGCACGUUUAGCACUUUACGAAAGACCUAUAUGGCAAUGUAUUUUAACUGGAAAGCAAAGUCUCACGUAUAAGCAAGCUCUUGAAAGCGAGAACAAUCAUAGGGAAGCGUUAAAAGACAAGUUCCCGGAGGGCUUAAAAGAACAAAUAUUGAGGCUGAUUCAAUUCAAAACGGAUAGAUUGGACGUACUUGUAAAUGAGAUCUUCCAAGAAUUCAAAGACUUAUAUGCUAUCGGGGAAAUUGUAUAUGUGGUGGUUGAUAAGAGAAAAAUCAAGGCAAAAAUUCUAGAAGUGAUUUACAAUGUGCAAAGCGAUAUAAAUUCUAAAGGAGUGAAGUCGAACGGUUUCAAACCACGUAAAAUCUCCAAUUCGCAGGUUUCGUACCGUGUACAAAUAUUGGAUGAAGAAGCUAAUUCGGCGAAGCAAAAAAACAAGAAAUUGGUUAUAAAGACAAUUAAUGGAAGUGAUGUUAUGAGCCGUGCGGACAAAUUAUCCUUCACCAAAACGCUUGUUCGUCAAUUCAUUAAAGAGACCGCCAACAAAGAUUCUUACUACCACGCGCCAUGGCUUGUCAAACUGAAAUUGGCCAAAAAGUAUGGCAUAUCGACAAAAUUGCCUGAUGAGUUACAACAGGCAAAAGUUGAGGCACUCGAAAAAAGUCGGAAGAGAAAGUCUAAAUCAUCUUCAAAUGAGGUGCCAAUGAAAAAGUCUAAAAAUAACAAAGGAACGAGUGUCAAUGUGCGGGCAACAAAGGGGGGGGCUUCAGCAAACAAAAAGUCCUCAAGCAAGACUUCAAAGCAAAGCUCGAAAAAGUUGACGAAUAAAAAACAGUCUAAAAAACAGCCAACUAAGAGCGCUGCGGAAAAGGCUAGGCAGGAAAAAAAGAAACAACAAGAACUCGAAAAGAAGAAAAAGGAAGCUGAACGUCAAGCCGCAAAAGAAAAGAAGCAAAAAGAAAAAGAAGAGCAGAAACGGCAGAAAGCUGAACAAAAGAAAAUAAAGUAUCCGAUCGAAGAUCUUGAAGUGCCGCUUGAUCGAUCAUUGCGUCAAAAACGACCUUCAAUAAGUCAAGACUUUAAAGUUCCUCAAAAAUAUGUAGGAACAAUGCUUGUUAUCUGGAAUUUCUUUAAUAUAUUUGGAAAAUCACUUGGCAUGUCUUUCUGUACCCUCGAUGAUUUUGAAUCUUCGCUUUACCACAAUGUGGUAAAUCCUCGUUGUUACUUGACCAUCGAGAUGCAUGUGGUCUUAUUGAACGCAAUUAUCAAAGAUCGUUUACACUCAAAAGGAAAAAAGCGUCAGGUUGUUGCUCGCGUUGGCAACUUAAAAGAUAAUCCAAAAAAUGAAUCGGAUAGUGACCCGAUGGAUGUCGAUCAAGUCAGUGACAGUGCAACGCCAGAUGCUUCUCGAAAGAUACUGGAAGGACUAGGUCAAAAUUGGGACAAGCGAACCUUGUCUUCCAGUGAUGGACGGAAAGGUUGGGAAAGUAUUCUCGUUGGUUGCAUUCAUCAGUUAGGUGAUUACGAGUCCAUUCCUAAUUUGGAUCGCACGAUUGCUCAUAUGGUACCUGAUGAUGAGUCUGUUACUGAAGAGGAUUUUGAAGAAAACUAUGUGACCCUUGAGGUGGUAGAUAAAUUACAAAUUUUGAACUUCUUGGUUAACGUUGCCACAAAGACCGUAGUUAUUCAUGAUUAUAUUGAAAGAUGUGUUGAGAAACUGGCAGAUCUCAACAAGGAGAAAUCUGAUCUUGCCAAAGAAAAACGACAAAUCGCACUUUCAUUCGCUGAAAUUGCCAAAGGUAACCUUCCUCCUUCCUUGGCUAAAGACUCUGAUGAUGAAAGAAGUCCUUCAACUUCUGCUGUGAAGUCUAAUGGUAAUGGUACCGAAACUUUGGAAUCAAGAAAGCGUAAAUUGGAAGAGGAUGAAGUCGCAAUACAAAAAAGGGAAGAUCAAAUUGAGAAGGAAAAGCGAAAGUACUCGGUGCCGCGCGUCUCUCUUUUAGGGCGUGACCGUUUUUACAAUAAGUACUACUACUUUGAUAAUGUGGGAGCUGCAGUUACUGAAAAAUACGGUGCGGGCAGGAUCUUUGUCGAGAGUCCAAAUAAUUUUGAUUUGGAAAUAAUGACAGAAAGAGAAUUGCAACGUUUCAAUAAAAGAAGGAAAGUUGAAGAGAUAAGUGGUCGCAAUGCUGGUAUAGACAAUCAGACUCAAUGGGGGUAUUAUGACGAGAUAUCCCAGAUUGAAGAAUUACGACAGUGGCUUAAUUCAAAAGGUAUACGGGAAUUAUCCCUUAAUAGCGAAUUAACUUCUUGUCUACAAGAACUUUCCUCAACAAUGGGCAAGAGACAACAGGACAUGGUCACUUCACGUACGUCACAGGAAGUACGGAGAAGUAAACGUACUCAGGCAACCUUGGCCAUGUUAUCGGCACAACCGUACAUGAAAUGGGUCAAUAAAUUGAUCAAGUGA
Molecule: messenger RNA, 3231 nt
Organism: Acaulospora morrowiae
Lineage: Eukaryota; Fungi; Glomeromycota; Glomeromycetes; Diversisporales; Acaulosporaceae
Source: the annotation of a GenBank genome assembly